Messenger RNA from Salvia hispanica, 2281 nucleotides. RefSeq names its product translocon at the outer membrane of chloroplasts 64-like. NCBI's taxonomy places the organism in Eukaryota, Viridiplantae, Streptophyta, Magnoliopsida, Lamiales, Lamiaceae. Gene Ontology annotation, molecular function: protein binding. The record is from RefSeq and is a predicted model, not a curated record.
ACCCCAGUGCAAAAUUGUAACCUCAAAAUUUUUAAACACCUGAAAAUUCUCGUACUUAAACUCUGGUUCCCUGCUAUAUCCUCGCUCAACUCUUUAAUCCAUUUAUUUGUUUUGGUGGGCUGUUCUCAGCAUACAAUAGCAAUCGAUCAUUCUGCAAGAAUGGCGUCUUCAUCACCGAAUUUAUGGGUUUUAUUGGGGCUUGGGAUUGCGGGGAUACUGAUUAUGACGAAGAAGCUGAAGCGGGCGGUGAGGGCUGACUUCGGAGCGUUUAUAGAGCGCCUACAGCUGUUGCCGCCGUCGCAGCCCCUCCCUCCCAAAGCUCCCCACCCUCUCACUGGCCUAUCUUUUGCGGUUUCUGAUGUAUUUGAUGUUGAAGGGCUUGUAACUGGGUUUGGCAAUCCAGACUGGUCCAGGACUCAUGAACCUGCAACUCGGACAUGUCCUGUGGUUGCCGCCCUUGUUGAUGGAGGUGCUACAUGUGUUGGAAAAACUGUCGUGGAUGACAUGGCAUUAGGUGUUAGUGGAGAGAACAGGCAUUACGAAUCACCAACUAAUCCUGCCGCACCUGCACGGGUACCAGGUGGAGCUUCGAGUGGUGCUGCUGUUGCUGUUGCUGCUAAGCUUGCUGAUUUUUCAUUAGGCAUAGAUACUGAUGGUGGUGUGCGGUUGCCUGCUGGAAACUGUGCCGUGGUUGGCUUUCGACCAUCCCAUGGGACUGUCUCCCUUUCUGGGGUGAUUCCUGUUUCAGAAAGUCUUGACACAGUUGGAUGGUUUGCAAAGGAUCCUAGUGUACUUCGUCGUGUUGGUCAUGUGCUGCUGCAGGUCCCAUAUGCUGCACAGCGCAAGCCAAGGACUUUUGUCAUUGCUGAUGACUGUUUUCAAUUAUCCAAGCUUCCUGCAGACCGGACUCAGGUGGUGAUAAAGUCCAUCGAAAAGCUUUAUGGAAGACAAGUUCUGCGGCAUGAAAAUCUAGGCGAUUAUAUAAAAUUGAAGGUUCCAAGCCUAAAAACAUUCAGUGUCGGCCAAUCAAAUGGUGAUGGGAAAUCUUCUCCAUUAGGAAUGCUAGCAAAUGCCAUGCAGAUAAUUAAAUGUUAUGAGUUCAGGCAAAAUCAUAAUGAAUGGAUCAACUCAGUAAAGCCUACCCUGGAUCCUGUUAUCUCAGCACAAUUACGGGAAGCAUCGGAUUUAACUGAUGCCGACGUUGAAAAAUGUCGCACAAUCAGGAUCGAAUUACGUUCUGCUAUAGAUGCCCUUGUAAAGGAUGACGGGAUAUUAGUUAUUCCUACUGCCCUUGGGCCUCCUCCAAAACUUGAAGCCAAGGAGAAUUAUUCUAAGGAAUAUUUAAUUCAGGCGACUACCCUGUCAAGUGUAGCUAGUAUGUCAGGCUGUUGUCAGGUUGCAGUACCACUGGGAAUCCAUGAAAAGUGCCCAGUUUCUUUGUCGCUUCUUGCCAGACAUGGGGCUGAUAGGUUUCUGCUAGAUACACUACAGUCUAUGUAUACAUCAUUACAGGAACAGCUUGAUACAGCUUCAAAGCCUAAAGUAUCUAGUAAAGCUAUGACAAAUGAAGAGUCUGCUAAUAUUGCCAAAGAAAAGGGCAAUCAAGCAUUCAAAGAUAAACAAUGGCAGAGAGCUAUUGGAUUUUAUACAGAAGCCAUCAAGCUCAAUAGUACUAAUGCAACUUAUUAUAGUAACAGGGCUGCAGCUUACUUGGAAAUUGGAAGCUACAUCCAAGCUGAAGCAGAUUGUAGCCAAGCGAUUGAUCUCGAUAAAAAGAAUGUAAAGUCCUAUCUGAGGAGAGGAACAUCACGUGAAAUGUUGGGCUACUAUAAAGAAGCAAUGGAUGAUUUUGGAUACGCACUCGUUCUUGAGCCAAACAACAAAAGAGCAUCUCAAUCUCUGGAGAGGCUGAGGAAGUUAUUCCAGUAGUUGAUCAGAUAUACCUCAAUUUUCCAUAGAUGUUGUGUAAACGGCCCGGUCACUCAUUAAUUCGUUUCAUUCAAGCAACUUCCAGUUACCAAUUUGCUACGAAAUCUUGGAUGGUAGCCGCCUUUUUGUCAUGUGAGAGGGCCAGAUGAGAGAUGGUCAGGCACAGUCCCCACACACUCUUUAGUUAUAGUAUAUGCCAUUUAUUUGUUUAUUGUAGCUGCACCUUCUAUUUAUCUGGGAUAUGGGCUGUGUUUCAGUUAUAAUUCCCAAACCUUGUUAUGGAGUAUACUAUUUUUCGGUUGAUUGAAGUUUUGCUGUGCCUUAGCCAACAAUAAAAGGCUCGAUUCUCUUA